Molecule: messenger RNA, 882 nt
Organism: Aspergillus niger
Lineage: Eukaryota; Fungi; Ascomycota; Eurotiomycetes; Eurotiales; Aspergillaceae
Exons: 3
Coding region: 1-882 (293 amino acids)
Source: RefSeq, a predicted model, not a curated record
AUGGCUGCUCCGCGUCGUCCCCCUCCAGCUUAUACAGCUCCCACUGAUUCUGGAGUUCAUGCUACCUCAAAGCUGUACCGAAGCAUCUCGGAAACAGCUUCUGAGUCCAAACGAACUCUGGAGUCGUCCUUCACUAUCCGUCCAUGCUCAGGCCAAGCUUGGGUAGUACCAGCUGGGCACAUCUGCCGUCUCACAACGCCCAAGGGACCUCAAGUGGGUGAUCUCAACAUCUGGAAUGCGAACAACCCACGCGAAAGACUCUGGGCAGCGCGCACUCGUCAGAUCCACGCUUCCCAUGUCUCGGUUGGUGACCGCCUGUGGUCAAACCUGCCAUACUUGCGCCCCCUAAUCACCAUUACAGGUGAUUCGCUAGCAGGCUUCGGCACAACGCAGUUCGGAGGGCGCGUGCACGACCUACUUGGUACCCGUUGUGAUCCUUAUGUGAAUCUGGUGAUGGGUGGAGAAAGCUUCGACUUCCAUUGCCAUUCAAACCUGACGCGCGCGGUUGUUCCGUAUGGCUUGACAGAGCUCGACGUGCAUGACGUGCUUAAUGUCUUUCAAGUGACCGGACUCGAUGAGGAUGGAAAGUACUUUAUGGAAACAUCGCCUGCAAAGCCAGGAGAGUACUUUGAAUUUUUCGCUGAGGUCGAUGUACUCUGUGCGCUGUCGGCAUGUCCUGGAGGCGAUCUGUCGAACUGGGGCUGGGAGGAGAAGGCGGAUAUGGGGGCAACUACACGUCCACUCGGCGUGGAAGUGUACAAGUUGGCAGAUUCCACGGUAUUGGAGGGAUGGAAGGAGCCUCAAAGCCCCCGGUAUGUUGGUAUGCACGGCAUGAAGAUGCCACAGAGGGAGAAUGACGAAUCUGGUUAUGUUGGGCUAUAA